GCCCUGUGUACGCAGGUUCCCAUUUCAACCAAUUAAUGCUGCCUUAAUUGAUUCCAAUUAUUAAUUCAGCCAUAGAUACAUUUGACUGCAUUAAAGCACAAAAUAUAAGCAACAGUUGUUAUUUAAGAAAUGUAAAUAACACAUUUCACUUCAUAUUCUAUGAAAACCUACAUGAAUGCAUAUAUUUCAGCCCCUCCGUGGCACUGUAGUAUUGACUUUGCUUAUGGCUACAAAGCAAUGAAGCAGGUGAAGAAGGCUUCCACAACGUGCACAUGAUGAUAUUCGUAGGUUUGGCCUUUCUCAUGACCUUUCUGAAAAAGUACAGUUUCAGCGCCAUGGGGUUCAACUUCCUGAUGGCCGCCUUCGGAAUACAGUGGACUCUACUGAUGCAGGGCUGGUUCCAGUCCCUGGACCCAGCAGGCAUUAAAAUUAAAAACGCGGAAUACCCAGAUUUACGCAAGCACUACAGCCACAUGGCCACUCACCUGACUCCUGACGUCUAUGCCAAACUGUGCCACAAAGUCACACCCAACGGCUUCACUCUGGACCAGGCCAUCCAGACGGGAGUGGACAAUCCCGGGGAGCCCUUGGUAGAAUCUGUGGGCAUGGUGGCUGGGGAUGAGGAGUCAUAUGAGGUGUUUGCUGAUCUCUUUUAUCCGGUCAUUCUGGAAAGGCACAAUGGGUACAACCCACGUACUAUGACUCAACCCACAGACCUGGAUGCCAGCAAGAUCCGGGGAGGACAGUUUGAUGAGCGAUAUGUACUGUCGACCCGGGUUCGAACGGGCCGCAGCAUCAGGGGUUUCAGCCUGCCCCCAGCAUGCACACGGGCGGAGCGCCGGGAGGUGCAGCGGAUAGUGGCAGAUGCUCUCGCUGGCCUCCAGGGGGAGCUGGAGGGUCACUACUACCACUUAGCAGAGAUGACUGAGCAGGAGAAACAGCAGCUGACUGACGAUCACUUCUUGUUUGGCAAGCCAGCUUCUCCUCUAAUGAUUUCCAGUAGAAUGGCCCGGGAUUGGCCAGAUGCUCGUGGGAUCUGGCACAACAAGCAGAAGACCUUCCUUGUGUGGGUCAAUGAGGAGGACCACACCCGUGUUAUCUCCAUGGAAAAAGGUGGCAACAUGAAGCGAGUGUUUGAGCGAUUCUGCAAGGGACUGAAAGAGGUGGAAAGGCUGAUCAUGGAGAAGGGCUGGGAGUUCAUGUGGAAUGAAAGAGUGGGUUACAUUCUUACCUGUCCAUCAAACCUGGGCACAGGCCUGAGAACCAGCGUCCACAUCACCCUGCCCCACCUCAGCAAGGACCCCCGCUUCCCCAAAAUCCUGGAAAAUUUGCGCUUGCAGAAACGAGGGACUGGGGGAGAGGAUACGGACGUUGUGGACGCGGUCUUUGACAUCUCCAACCUGGACCGACUGGGCCUGUCUGAGGUGCAGCUGGUCCAGAUGAUGAUUGAUGGGGUGAACUACCUGAUUGACUGUGAGAAGAAACUGGAGAAAGGCCAGGACAUACAUAUCCCUCCUCCAAUCAGCCAGUUCAAAUAGAUUGACUGCUUGCUCAGUGGCUCCCCAUGUGGUUAUAAUGCCAAACUUCACCAGAGCAAUGUCUGAUGAAAGCAUUCUAUAACCCUUGAAUACACCUAUGCUGAUAUUCCAUAAACACUGUACAGCUUACAGAUUUAUUGAGUGACUAUUUUUCAUAUCCACAGCUAGUGGCCUUUUCACAUCAGAUUCAAGUAUAUACAUUUUUGUGUUGCAAUGUUUAGAGCUUCAUAAAAAGACAAAUACAAUGAACUUCGGCAACAAAAUACAGCAUGUACAUAAAUACCCUAUUUAUGUACACACAGCUAAAUUUGUCCUUUUUUCUAGAAUGUUUUUAUAAAUCAGCACCCCCUCCCACACUAUAGGAAAUGCUCACAGCUUAUCAGCAAAACUAUUAUAGUAAUCAUAACAGAAAUAUUUCUGAUGAUGCACAAGAGCUAAAAACAUUCCAGUAAUGUGAUUACAAUAUCGCAACUCAGUGUCUACCUCUCUUGCUGUUAAAUAAAUGGAGACAUUUUAUUCAAA
Conger conger (European conger) is the source of this 2060-nucleotide messenger RNA. RefSeq names its product creatine kinase U-type, mitochondrial-like. Gene Ontology annotation, biological process: phosphocreatine biosynthetic process. The record is from RefSeq and is a predicted model, not a curated record. The transcript has 10 exons. Bases 273 to 1538 code for a protein of 421 amino acids. Gene Ontology annotation, molecular function: creatine kinase activity. Gene Ontology annotation, cellular component: plasma membrane; mitochondrion. NCBI's taxonomy places the organism in Eukaryota, Metazoa, Chordata, Actinopteri, Anguilliformes, Congridae.